Molecule: messenger RNA, 369 nt
Organism: Dibothriocephalus latus
Lineage: Eukaryota; Metazoa; Platyhelminthes; Cestoda; Diphyllobothriidea; Diphyllobothriidae
Source: the annotation of a GenBank genome assembly
AUGAUAAUACUCAGACUCUGUCUUUUCUCCAUUCUUAAAGACAAGCGCAAGGACACCCUAACCUUGACAUUGACAAUUACUUUAUCUCUCCACGCUUGCUCAACCAUUUCACGGAACCAGGGCGCCAGACUGUCGACAAAAGCCAUAGCUUCCAGCCGGAGUACCGUCCUCUCUGCACGCAUUAUUGUUGUGCAGCCUCUGCAUUGCAUCGGCAACUUCUCCUUCAUAAUAGGAGCCGCACGACGCUGCGGAGGAGGACCGGAGUGUGAUUGGUUGCUUAUCAAACUGCUGGAACUACUUACACCAGCGAUCGACCUUAGUCGAGCUGUCAGUACUAAAGCCGUCAUUCAUAUCGCGAACAUUCCGUAA